AUGCAACAACUACAAGAAGAUAUAUCUUUAACGAUAAAGAUCAUGCAGUUACUGGGUUGGACAAUAAAUUUCAAAAAGUCCGUGCUGACUCCGACACAGUGCCUCGAGUUUCUCGGCAUAACAUGGGACACAAAACUCAAUGCAAAGUCCUUAUCGGAGAAAAAGUGCUUAGCGCUACGCAACGCACUUCAGCAACAGCUAUUAAAACUCAAGUGGUCCCUCAAACAGUAUCAGAUCUUAAUGGGGAGACUCAAUUUUGCCACUUACGUAACCCGGAGAGGUCUGCUUCACUGUCGAACACUGCAAUACUUUAGUCGACAGUUGUCAAAGGACCACCCUUACCGCCAAGUGAGUAUUCCACUACCAGUGCAAUCGGAGAUGGAAUGGUGGCUACAAGCUGUAGGUCAAUCUGUACCGAUACACACGAAUGUAGCACUAACUCACCUUCUAACAACCGAUGCUUCAGACAUCGGCUGGGGCGCGCAACUCGGCGAUAUAAGUAUCGGGGGGACCUGGACGAAACGGCAACUAACCUGGCAAGCAAACAGAAAAGAAAUGUUCGCAGUUCGUGCAGCGAUAUCACACGAACAAAAACUGCUACAGAACUCACAAGUGCUUCUUCAGACGGACAAUCGAACAGUGGUGUCUUACAUAAACAAGGAAGGCGGAAGGAAGCAAGUCCAAAAAGCUUCUCGAGCAAACUCUACAACUACUUUCACUUCUAGACAAAUUCAAUAUACACCUUCAGGCCCAGUACUUUCCAGGCAGAUUCAAUGUCGAAGUGGACGCCUUAUCACGCCAAAGGAAUUGCCCCGAGUAGCACCUAACAACAGCGGCGACAUCCAAAAUAUUUCGAAUGUGGGGCACGCCGGAGAUAAACCUAUUUGCAUCGAGUACUGCUCACAACGCGUUUUGUCACCAGUGGCACUACAAACUAGCGUGUUUAUUCCCACCACCUAA
This is a messenger RNA of Parnassius mnemosyne (clouded apollo), 960 nucleotides long. The record is from the annotation of a GenBank genome assembly. Lineage: Eukaryota; Metazoa; Arthropoda; Insecta; Lepidoptera; Papilionidae.